Onychostoma macrolepis is the source of this 1529-nucleotide messenger RNA. It is a transcript of the gene irf1a, whose product is annotated as interferon regulatory factor 1a. Gene Ontology annotation, molecular function: RNA polymerase II cis-regulatory region sequence-specific DNA binding; DNA-binding transcription factor activity, RNA polymerase II-specific. The record is from RefSeq and is a predicted model, not a curated record. Gene Ontology annotation, cellular component: nucleus. Gene Ontology annotation, biological process: regulation of transcription by RNA polymerase II; immune system process. Bases 201 to 968 code for a protein of 255 amino acids. The transcript has 8 exons. Lineage: Eukaryota; Metazoa; Chordata; Actinopteri; Cypriniformes; Cyprinidae.
GACAGACCGAGGUAUAAUGUUUCCUCCUGUAAUAUGAGUGUGUCACUGAUUUCAGUGGUGCAUGUGUUAAACCGCCGGCUGUGUGUGAUGGUGCAGCGACACUGAGGACUGUCAGACGAACAUCUGGAGGAAUCUGGAGUGAAGCACAGUGAGCAGAGCGAUUCGACCCGAGGUCUGUCCAUCAGACUCCGGAGCCAGAGAUGCAUCAGGGACGCCUGCGGCUGCGGCCGUGGCUGGAGGAGCAGAUCGACUCCGGCAGAUACCCUGGAGUCAUGUGGCUCGACCAGUCUGCCAGAGUUUUCCAGAUUCCCUGGAAGCAUGCAGCGCGGCACGGCUGGAAUAUCGAGAAGGACGCCACUCUGUUCAGAAACUGGGCGAUCCACACAGGGCGAUACAAACCCGGCACAGACAAACCCGAUCCCAAGACGUGGAAAGCAAACUUCCGAUGUGCGCUCAACUCCCUGACAGACGUCAAAGAGCUUCAGGACAAGAGCAUCAAGAAAGGCCACAACGCUUUCAGAGUUUAUAUUCUCCUUCCACACAGCAAAACAGUCAAAAGGCGCAAAGCUUUAAGGUGUUUGGAUACCGACAGUAAAGCAGCAACACCUCCACAAACACAAAGGAACAUACCUCUGGAGAGAUUCACAGAGGCCUUCUGGAAGCUGACAGAUGACCGAGGCAGUGCCACGGCUGAAGCCAAGUGUGUCGAGGAGGAGAGACCGAUCAUCACCUACUCACAGGGACUGCAGCUGAACAAGACAGACGAGCACGAGCAAACAGAAGCUGUGCUGAAGAUCGUGGAUCACCUGAAGAACCUGGAGCACUGGAGUCCCUCGUACGAGAGCGAUAGGGGCUGGAGGCCAAACUCCAUGUGGAUGGGAUGCAUGUGCGAGACGAUGGAGUUUUCCGGUUACUCCUUCCAGACUGACUGUAACAUUCACAAUACCUCAUCGGGCCAAUACAACUAGACCGACUGAGCGAGCACGGUCAUACUACUGCAUUUGUAUUUUUUAUUUUUUUGCAGUGCAACUGAAGGAAAAGCAUAGUAAUUAAUCGACAUGUUAAUGACUGGACAGUGAAACCCUGCCUGAAUGAUUUUGAGUUGUAAUAAAUUAUGAUAAAUUAUGCAAAAUGUUUCUUGGUCACUAAUACCAGUGGCAUAAGUUAUCCAAAGAAGACAUCAGCUAUUUUUAUUUGUUAGCCAAAUCUUUCAAUAAAUCUUGAGUUUAUGCUUUGGAUUAAACUGUGUGUCGCCUUCAUUCUCAAACGACUCGAUUCUGACUCAGUCGGGAGAUUUUAAUCACGUUACUGCAUAAUUUCAUUUCUUUCAAAUAGUGCUGUCAAACGAUUAAUCGCAUCCAAAAUAAAAGUUUUUGUUCACAUAAUACAUCUGUGCGUACUGUGUUUAUGUAUAAAUACACACAUACAGCAUAUAUUUUGAAAAGAUUUACGUUUAUUUAUAUUCAUAUAAAUUAUAUCAUAUAUAAAUUUAUUAUAUAACGUAAAUUACAUACAUACAUGCAUGUGUG